This is a messenger RNA of Purpureocillium takamizusanense, 4591 nucleotides long. RefSeq names its product protein phosphatase regulator, variant 3 (gene BUD14). Gene Ontology annotation, biological process: establishment or maintenance of actin cytoskeleton polarity. Gene Ontology annotation, molecular function: protein binding. Gene Ontology annotation, cellular component: cell tip; microtubule cytoskeleton. The coding region runs from base 1566 to 3797 and encodes 743 amino acids. The record is from RefSeq and is a predicted model, not a curated record. NCBI's taxonomy places the organism in Eukaryota, Fungi, Ascomycota, Sordariomycetes, Hypocreales, Ophiocordycipitaceae. The transcript has 5 exons.
GUUCCGCCUCGUCUCCCUUCCCACUUCUUUCUCAAUCCCAAGCGCCAGGGACACACACACCAAAAGUCACCCAAUCCGCACGCUCCCUCACCCAGCGCACUGACGGGGGUCCCUCGCGACUCGCACCCGGCAGCUCUGCAGUGCCUGCAUCCCACAGCACCUCAGCAACAACGCAUCUUCUUUUUCUAUCUCUCUCCCUACCUCCUUGCCCCUUCCUUGUACCACCGCGGCCACAUGGCUCCAACCUUGCUGCGUGCCUCAUCCUCAUCCUCCUCCUCCUCCUCCUCCAAGCCGCGAUCCUCGUAGCACCACAAAUCACCACCACCCCGACAACGACGACCGACCCGACGCCGACCCGAGGGGUUGCCCUGUCUCCCUAGACGACGCCCACCCGCCACCCCCUUCCCUCGUACCCCAAAUUUCGCUUCAUGUCCGCCGUGGUUCGCCUGUCCGGGGUUAUCUCGAAUCAAUCCGGAAUAGCCUCAGCCCGACCAGCGUAGGGGAGCCCGGCCCGUCGUGGCACCCGUGGCGCCCGUGCCACGAGCAGCACCAGACGGCGUUUCAACUUUCGUACUGGACGAGGAAGCUGUCCGGCGAAUCCCCCGCUGCCCACGACAAUCACCAACGACGGGGGUCCCCAUCCCGUCUUGGCUCCUGCCCUUUGUUCCAAGGAGACGCCUGUUCAAGCGCCCUUCUUCCCUUCUCCUGCCGUCGCCGCAAUGACGAGGCCAACGAUUGUCCGCGCCGACACGAUCGACUUGCAAGAUCACCGCGCUCCUUCGGCCAAGGAUCACCACCACGCCACCGACGUCGCUUCAGGCGCCUCGUCUCCCGCCCCCUUGGGCCCUCACCAGGCCGAGACCCUCCGCGAAGUCGCCCACGAGACGGCCGAGGAGGAGGCUCGCAGCCCGAGGGUUUCGUGGUCCAACGGCAAGGGCGGCGCCAACGGGGACGCCUUGCAACAGUAUACCCGCGACGACGAUACCGCUUCCGACAUGUACCGUCACGAUAACCAGCAACACCACGAGGACGCCCUAGCCAUCGCUCAGAAUGGCGGCGUAUCAUCUUCGGACGAGGGUGACCUCGACGGUGAUGCCGAUGGCGACCUCGACGACGACAUGAUGGAUAAGAUAUCGAGUUCUCCUUCUAUUGAAGAUGGUGCGUUUCGCCCUGUUCAGGCACCCGCGGCCUGGCCGCGUCGCGUCUCGUCUCUACCGUCCAAUUUGGCAUCCUCAAAUGUUGUCAUGCAAGCUUCGCGCCCCCGUCGAAUCAUGCUUCCAACCCCUGUUGCAACCGAAGCCCCACCUCCACUUCCCAAGACAAGUGUACGCCUGCAAGACCUUGGAAUUGCAGCCGCCGAGUGGCAAUGCAGACGUCAUCAUCUUCCUCGUGGUAAGCAUGCAAGAUUGCGACGAACCAAUUUCGACAACGGACGGAACCGCUCCCGCGAGCGCACUAACCACGACGCAAACGAAGCCCACGCCGACGAUGAUACCAGCGAAGAGGACUCGAGCUCGUUGUCAAGCUUCCCCGACCACAAGCCUGGUGCACAGGAAUAGAGUUCCAUGACACAGGCGGGGCCUGCUUCGAGGCAGACGAGUCACGAGCUUGGUCCAUCGGUACAUGGGCAGACGGAUAUCCCUCCAUCUCCAAGCUUGCAGAGGCUGAUCGACGGGAGCGACGCUGGCGGCUACGACUCCGACGGGGCGCCCCUCACCUUUCCAUAUGAGCCCUCAGAGGAAGAUGAUGACAUUGACUUUUCUGUCCCUGACAAGACGCGUUCAAUUCCUCAUAGCUGCACGGACGAAUGCUUACAGAACGCAGAGGAUAUUGAUUUCGAGUUUGUCUAUGCGCUGCACACCUUCGUGGCCACCGUUGAGGGCCAGGCGAACGCGACGAAGGGCGACACCAUGGUCCUGCUCGACGACAGCAACAGCUACUGGUGGCUUGUACGAGUUGUCAAGGACAGUAGCAUAGGCUAUCUGCCGGCAGAGCACAUUGAGACGCCUACCGAGAGGCUGGCACGGCUCAAUAAACACAGAAAUAUUGAUCUCUCUGCUACUAUGCUUGGUGAUCAAGCUCAGAAGCAGAAGAACUCGUUCAAGUCAAUCCGGAGACGACGGAAGACGGUAACCUUUGCCGACCCGACAUACGUCGACUACUCUGAUUUCGACUACUCGACCGAUGAAGAAGACAUUGAAGAACUCUUCGGGCCACAUCCGACAGCCGCCGCCCAGCAGAAAGAACGCCAAAAGCAAGAUCAGCAGCAGAGCAGUCAACACGUCUCCACCGAGGAUGAAGUUGAGGAGAGUGCCAGGGUGGAGCCUCUCAAGACGCGGGCAACCAAGGAGGAUACGACUGCCGAUCCAGUGAAAGAGGAGCCAGGGUCCCAGAAUGAGACACGCGACAGCGAUGAAGUCGUCGAGAAGCUGGAAGGCCCCAGUAGGUCAAGAAAUGGCACGGUCCGCAACACAGACAGUUUCUUUAAGGAUGAAACUGUCGAAACCAAGAAGAUCACACUCACGCCAAACCUGUUACGCGACGACAAUACGCCGCGAGAGUCGUCAGAAUCGGCCACCCGAGACGGCAAGUCGAGAUCUAGUCUGGAUAAAUUGGACAAGGAGCUAGUCUCCGACAAGGACAGAAAGAAGGCGGGCAAGGAUAAGGAUAAGAAGGACAAGGACAAGAAGCCCAGUGCAAUCCGGAGCUUCUUCUCGCGGAAAGACAAGAAAAAGACGUCCGAGGAGGAUGACGAGUCUUUUGGAAAGCGGUCCAUGGAUAUCAUCUCCGAAUCCAGAGACAGCGACGAUCGCACGGCCGAGGAGCUGGUCUCGGACAAAUCCGCCGCCGUCCAAAAAGCUUCCGGGAAGCUGCAGAAGGCUGCCCCGACCGCAAAGCCACCCAGCAGCAACACUGGUCCAAAGUCUGUGGAGCUCUCUUCCUAUCUUGCCGAGGGUCGGACAAACGACGUCUCGAACGUACCGCCGACCUCGAUGCGCAUUGUCGACCCGGAGUCUCAGACCACGCAGGAAACGACAACUGGGAACCAGCAAGGCGGAGGAGAGGUCACUCGCGAGCGCUCCUCGUCCAACGCUGCUCAGCAGGUCAUGGCCAAGAUCUUGCCAACACGGACGGCGAGCACGACCUCUGAUGCCAAACCACAAAAGACGGUCAAGGCGAAGACACGCAUGGAACUCGAAGCGUCCGAUAGCUCCGAAGUCGAAGAUGCGCCGACGGAACGCAGCCAACCAGGGGCUCCAGAUUCCGCACAGAGGGAUGAGAAGCAGAUUCGUGAUAAGCCUACACGGCCACAACUCCCAGGAGCUUAUCCUGAUAGUUAUCAAACGACGUCGACGUUGGCGAGCGACAGCACAGUCACGCCGCAACAGGCGCAGCAAACCUUCUCUGACGAACCCUACACGUCGCCUUCAAACUCAUCAGCACCCCCAGCUCUGGUUGUCGAUACUUCAUCGCCAGAAGCCGGCUCCCCCGAGGCCUCCCCAUCGCCAGCCCAAUCCCAUCCAUCGAAUGGCAACCAAAAGGAUGGUUCAGGAAACAGAGAGCCAACAUGGGACGACAACAAGUUGCGAGCGUUCUUCGACGAGACAGAUCACAUUCGCGACUUAUUGGCUGUGGUCUACGACAAGUCGGAUGUUGAGCCCGUGAGCAGCGACCACCCCGCCAUCGGCGGCCUGUUCCGCGAGCAAAAUGCCAAACUGGCCGAAAUAACAACGCAACUGGACAAUAUGCUGGGCGACUGGCUAGCCAGGAAACAAAGGCUCCGGGGCACGAUAUAGGUACAGUGAGCCAGGUUUCUUGAGCUCCUGAGUGGCCGCGGCAGCCGAGACGUUUCCAGCUCUCAUGAAGCCUUGCGCGAUGAGAUCAUGUAGUUUGGAGACGGGCUGACCGCCCACUCAUGGGCCUGGAUCCCUCAGAAUGAGGUGCAGCAUGACAGCUUCGGCUAAUUGCACGACAUCUUGGCAUGAGUGACACGGCACGAAGGUGCUUCUUCCUCGUUUUAUUUUCUUUGGCACGCCGACAUGACUUACAAUGCAUGCACGAAACGAUCUGGAAAAGGGAUUAGCUGCUUCACAGCCGAGCGACACGGGAGUUCCACAAGGGACGUCGUCAUGGAUUGGACUCGCGCUCGCUCGCUUUGAUUUUAUCCUUCCCUGUAUUUCUCUCCCUCCCUUGCAUUGGCGCGAGGUGGGGACAUCGUGGUUGGGCGAGACUGGCCGUGUUUCGUCUCUGCCUGACAAUUUUGUGCUCACCGUCGUUGGGUUUUGUUUUCUUUUUUGAUGAUUCAUGGCAUUGGACGCCGUCGGCUUGGCUAGGGCGAUGGAUGGGAGGUACGGUGCUCGGUGAUACCCGAUGUGGAUCGUGCAGGAGGGUGGGGAGGAGGCGUGUAGGAGGAGACGGGGAUGUUGUGCGGUAUCUUGUCAGUGGCUUGUAUAGUAGUCUGCUGCAUAAAGCUCAAGGCGGCGUUGGUGAUUCAAAAUCAAACCGAGGUUGCGGCGAGUGGGUGAAACGCACGAGAAACAACAUGGCCAUCGUCUUCAUUUGUGUAGGUUGAGGACUGCGGUGAACCGAG